AUGCCUGAGCGACGGAUGUCACCGAUCGACUCACAAGGAAUGGGUCCAGAUGCAGCGCUCUUUCCGUGCCAAGUCUGUGGUCGCACAUUCAGUGCGGACCGGGUUCACAAACACCAGGCCAUCUGCUUGAAGGUGAGAAAGAAGCGGCCCGUCUUCCGUGCAGAGAAGCAGCGAGUUUUCAUGGAGGGUGGCAGCGGUGGUAGCGUCGCCGGGACGGCGCUGCAAAGCACCUCACAUCAUGCGAGGCUGGGAGCCAGAAAAGCCUUGCGAACCUUCAGCUCAGCGUCCUUGAACACCAAGUGGCGUGAGCAAAGCUGGAUGCCCCAGCCCACCAGGAUGAAGUAG
Symbiodinium pilosum is the source of this 345-nucleotide messenger RNA. The record is from the annotation of a GenBank genome assembly. NCBI's taxonomy places the organism in Eukaryota, Dinophyceae, Suessiales, Symbiodiniaceae.